This is a messenger RNA of Medioppia subpectinata, 1114 nucleotides long. Lineage: Eukaryota; Metazoa; Arthropoda; Arachnida; Sarcoptiformes; Oppiidae. The record is from the annotation of a GenBank genome assembly.
AAAUUGUCAUUAUAUUUGUGGUUUACAUUAUUUACAUUAAUAUUACCUCUAUUUAAUUGUGCAAAUGAAGCGAAAGCCGGUGAAAGUGGAUGUUUCAGUGUUUGUGCUUAACAUUCGGUCCAUCAAAGAGACAGAACUUACAUAUGUCGCGGACAUAUUCUAUCACCAGUACUGGACUGACUACAGACUACAAGCGCUUCACACAAACGAUUCCCAAAACAUAGUUUUAGAUAAUUCAUGGAAGAAGAAGCUCUGGAUUCCGGACUCGUAUUUCAAGAAUGCAUUGGACGGACGCGUGCCUGACAUCAUAUUCCCCACACAGUAUUUCGUUAUCACUAAUACAACCACAGUUUUUAUGGCCUCCAGGACUCAAUACAAUGUAACUGACUUUUCGUCAGAAGGAUUAAUAAAGAAAUACGCCAUUGGCAACUUCUCGAUGCUUAGGGGCCGUAUUGUACUGACCCGUCAAUUGGGACUUUAUAUACUCAAGAAUUAUAUCCCAAGCGCUCUGAUUGUGAUCAUGUCAUUUGUUGGCUUCUGGAUUCCCAUAUCGGCCUAUCCGGCCAGAGUUGCACUCGUCAUAACAGCUCUGUUGGCUCUCAUAACACAACAGUAUCAGAGCUCUCAAGUGAACGUAUCGUAUAUAAUAGCGAUUAACGUUUGGAUGAUUACAUGCAUUGCGUUUGUAUUCCUGGCGCUCAUUGAAUACGCGUUUGCGAUCACAUAUCACGACAACAUUACGGCUAAAGCCAAUAAAAUUAAGGCAGAAAAUCAUAAUCAUAAUACGACGGAAGCGAAGGAGAAUUCAACAGUGAAUCCAAACUGGUUUAAAGUCUAUGCAAUCACUGGCUUUAACGCCAGAGCCAACAGAAUAGACAUGAUUUCUCGAUACCUCUUUCCUUCGGGUUUUCGACCAGUGAUCUCAAAAGACUUGUGCAAAGUCGGAGUAAUUGAGUAUAUAUUUAACUAUAAUAACGACAUCCAGAUUACUAAUGACGAGUAUAUGUGGUCUUAUAACCAACUAAUUGCCGGACAGACUAACACACCGUUGAAUCAAACGGACAUCUUUGGACAUCAAGUGGUGAGUUCGGUGUUCAUCAGCGAAGUGCCCGAA